This is a messenger RNA of Octodon degus (degu), 1111 nucleotides long. It is a transcript of the gene Nip7, whose product is annotated as NIP7, nucleolar pre-rRNA processing protein. Gene Ontology annotation, cellular component: preribosome, large subunit precursor; nucleolus; nucleus. The coding region runs from base 53 to 595 and encodes 180 amino acids. The transcript has 5 exons. Gene Ontology annotation, biological process: ribosome assembly; ribosomal large subunit biogenesis. Gene Ontology annotation, molecular function: RNA binding. Lineage: Eukaryota; Metazoa; Chordata; Mammalia; Rodentia; Octodontidae. The record is from RefSeq and is a predicted model, not a curated record.
UUCCGGUUCCGGGCUCCGAGACACGAGGACGGGUGUCAGAGCUACCAGGAAAAUGCGGCCUUUAACUGAAGAGGAGACCCGUGUGAUGUUUGAGAAAAUCGCAAAAUACAUCGGGGAGAAUCUUCAGCUGCUGGUUGACAGGCCCGACGGCACCUACUGUUUUAGGCUGCACAACGACCGGGUGUACUACGUGAGUGAGAAGAUGCUGAAGCUGGCCGCCAAUAUCUCCGGGGACAAGCUGGUGUCCCUGGGGACAUGCUUCGGAAAGUUCACCAAGACCCACAAGUUCCGGCUGCACGUAACGGCCCUGGACUUCCUGGCACCUUAUGCCAAGUACAAAGUGUGGAUAAAGCCUGGAGCAGAGCAGUCCUUCCUCUAUGGAAACCAUGUAUUGAAAUCCGGUCUGGGCCGGAUCACUGAAAACACUUCUCAGUACCAGGGAGUGGUGGUAUACUCCAUGGCAGACGUCCCUCUGGGUUUUGGGGUUGCAGCAAAGUCUACACAAGACUGCAGGAAAGUAGACCCCAUGGCGAUUGUGGUAUUUCAUCAAGCAGACGUUGGGGAAUACAUAAGGCAUGAAGAGACACUGACUUAAAGUGAAGUUGUCACAAGGACCUAACAGCUGUGUGGAACGGCCUCGCUUGGUUUCCUGUGUCUGCAGAUGCCUCCAUCGUGUGGAAUUUUGUCACCACUGCGACUUCUAUGAGGACUUCUUAAUAUUAUCACUAACAAGUGCAGGCUGGAUUCUUACUAUGCAGAAAUGCCUCAGAAAUGUAGUUUCAGAUCUAUUUGUGACUAAAUAGAAUACUCUUAUUCUAUAUUUGAAUCAUUUUUACAUUUGAAUCAGGCGUUCUUGUUCUUAAUGAUAGGUUCUAAAUCAUUAGAACCAAGGACAAGAAUCGCUUAUUAUUGUUAUCUGUGAUAACAUUUUUAGCCAGACUCGUGAUAAGCACACAGUGGACUUUCUUUUUUGUGACUAUCAUGAAAGAUAAGAAUCAGGCUGGGCAUGAUGGCUCCUGCUUGUAAUCCCAGCACAGGGAGGCUGAAACAGGAGGAUCAAUGUGAGUUCAAAGGCUAGCAGGAGCUAUAUAUAGGGAGAACCUGUCUCAAA